Molecule: messenger RNA, 7948 nt
Organism: Columba livia (rock pigeon)
Lineage: Eukaryota; Metazoa; Chordata; Aves; Columbiformes; Columbidae
Gene: SLC5A1
Product: solute carrier family 5 member 1
Exons: 19
Coding region: 4318-6162 (614 amino acids)
Biological process (GO): sodium ion transport; transmembrane transport
Cellular component (GO): plasma membrane
Molecular function (GO): D-glucose:sodium symporter activity
Source: RefSeq, a predicted model, not a curated record
UUUUUUUCAUAUUAAUAGUGCAAAGCAUAUGGAAACUUCUUGUGAAGAACCCAUUGCAGCUACACACGUCACUCUGUGCCAGACUUGCACUGUGCUUGCAUUCUAGCAAAUAUUUCUAGCAAAAAAAUUAGGGAGGGAGUGAAUCCUACUUGCUUUAUCAACUGGAUUAAACAGUUGCCACUGCCAAGUGUGACCCAGGGGCACAGACAAUCAGGACCCCAAGCCUGGCCUGUGUUAUUGUUGAUACAUCGUGGGCACCCUUGUUCAGCUUUGGGAUCAAGAAGUCAAGGGGAAGUCAAAGUCAUCAUGGGCUUUUUUUCACAACUGUUCCACUGAUUUUGAACUAUCCUCUCUGUAUUUGAGAAGAGAAUUAAUGUUGCUGUCUGAGAAACAUAAGUGUUGAUUUUACUAUAGUGGGGUAAGACUAAUGAAAUACUGGGAUGUGUAACCUCAGGCUCCAAGUCAUCCACCAACAGUUUAAUGUACUAAAUCAGUUGUAGUCAAUUGGUGAAGUCCAUUGUCAGAUUUGCUCAGACUUUAUCCAGGCACCAUAUCUGCAUCUCCAAAGACAGGUCUAUGUAAGAACAGAACAAAUAGUGAUUAAGAGCUUCCAGACUUUGCCCCCACAGCCCUAACGUAGUUUCAGUUAGCUCACAUGCAGUUUCUGUUCAGAUAAGUCACAAUGAAAUAGUGACACUGAAGUAUACUCUGCUUUCUUCAGGGUUUUAACAGACUUUGCCUGAAAGCAAACUCAAGAAUUUGGCAGUAGGCGAGUACUAAGAAAUUAGUAUAUGACAACAUUGACUUUUCUAGUGGCAUAAUCGUGAGAAUGUGCAUCGAACUCUGGAUUGUGAGCCUGUGGCAGUAUACCUGAAUGCAGAGAUGAGCUUGUCAAACAGCCUUGUGUAGCAACAUGGCCUUUGAGGAACACAAAACGUGUCAGAGAUCUCCAGAUAACAUAAUUUGGUUUGAAAUAGGCCUCCAGAACUUCAAAGUUAGAUCACAUUACUCAGGGCCUCGUCCAAUCAGGUUUUGGAAACCUCUGAGAUGGAGACUUCUCUGUCUUUCUGGGCAACCUGUUUCAGGGCUUAACCACUUACAAUGAAUUUCACAAUUUCUUUUGCUGCAAUUUGUGACCACUGUUUCUUGUCCUUUCACUGAUGCACCUCUGUCUUCCAUGUAAUUGCCCUUGAGAUAUUUGACAAUUGAAUUCUCUCAAACUUUCUCUUCUUGAGACUGAACAAUCACAGUCCCUCAGCAUCUCCUCAUAUAUUACGCAGUCCACGCACUUACUAUUUCAGUGACCCUUCACUAUACUCUCCAGUUUAUCAGUAUCACUUUGGUGCCGAAAGGCCCCAAACGGGAUGGAGUGUUUGAGGUGUUGCCUCACAAGUAUAAAGCAGGGUUCAUUUCCAUCUGCCAGCUAGCUGUGCUCUUGCUAAUGCAGCUGUACACGUUUCCACCCUUGACUCGUGUUGAGUUUACUUUCUACCAGCAUCCUCUAGCCUGUUUCAUGGACUUAUGCUGUCCCAGGUGCAGAACUUGCAUUUGUCUAUGCUGAAUUUCACAAGGUCCUUGUUGGCCCUUUCCUGUAGCUUGUUAGGGUCUCUCUGAAUGGCAGCGCUGACCUCCAGCAUGUGAAUUGGUCUCUUGCAUUUGAUGUCAUCCAUGAACUUGAUGAAGGUGCAUUCUGUCCUAUUGUCAAGGUUCAGGUCAUUGAUGAAGAUAUUAAACAGUAUUGAACCUGUUGUAACCAACUUUCAGUUAGACUUUGAACAAUUGUUCUUUGAGCCUGAUAUUGCUGCCACCUUUUAAGCUCAUUCAUCCAGUCCACACUGCCCUAGUUUGGCUGCAAUGAUGCUCUGGGAGACCAUGUCAAAAGCCUGCCAUACUUAGAGCCCACAGAACAGGUUAUUUUAUUGUAGAAGGCAGUCUCAGGUUUAUCAGGCGAAAUUUUUCUGCAGUAAAUCUGAAACAGCUGUUCCCAGUCACCUAUUUUGUCCCUUGCGUACCUGGAAAUGACUUCUGGGAGGACUUGUUCUUCUUCAAAUAGGAAAAUUCUUAUGUUUUACAGCGUGCUCCUAGCAAAUUUCAAUAGCAGAAAUUAAAUCUGUAGCAACAAGUUGGUCAAAGACUUAGAAAAUUCUGCCUCGGUAUCCUAAGAAAGAAUUACACCUCUUGCAAGUUGGGUCUGUGGUAAGGCCGGAGCACUGGCAGCUCAAGCCGCUGUGGCUCAGGCAUGUGAGGACAAUCUCGCAGCCGUACGUACCUGACAGAGCACAGUGCAGUGUUUGUGCUUGCUGAUACCGCAGGACACAAAAGGAUGUCCUCAAAUGUGCCGCGUCCUGAUAUCCAUGUGUUUUCCUCUGUAAAGUAAGAAACCAGGAGAUGUUAUAUGAAGUGCAAGUUUGUGGAGAAAUUUGUUCUUUGAGAUUAGCUUCUUCCAGGUUCAAUGCCACGGAAAAGGCUUGGCUGCUGGGAGGACACUUGUGCUUCUUGAGUGCCUGGAUACUGUGCCAUUUUUGAUCUACCAUUCAAACACAAUUUGCCAGGCUGUGGCAAAAUGCAGCCUGUCCUACAAGCUGCUCUUUUCCUUUGAAAGCUGGCAACAGCAGCGUGUGCCGACUCCCUUUGCUGAGAACACGAGUUCCUGCCUGUUACAGAAGAUAUCUAGUGAAGAAAAGGUAGAAGGGGAGGUGCAAGAGAUGGAAAAGCAGCACUACUAGACCUUUUUGGGUGGGGAGCCCAGUGCUUAUUUGGCAAAGCAGCAGCCAGCAUUGAGCAGUGAGGAGGGAAGCCUUGGAACCUGCAACUGCCCUUGCUCUAUUUUCAGGCAGUUGGGGACUUAAAUCCUGCCACCGCAAUUUGGGAGGUGACACCAGCCAUAUGGAAGUGUCUUAGCCUGUUUUUACGAAUGCACAAGUAUUAGCAGCAGGCUUCCUCUGUGUAGCUGUAGGGAGUUAGCUUGACUGUUGUCACCUCUGACAAUGAAAGUUGUCCCCUCCUAUCCCCAAAAUGCUGAAUGAGUAUGUCUUGAUAGAUUUUAUUUAACAGUGAUUUGCGCCUAAGGAUCACCUCGGUUCUGACAUGGUCUGAGGCAGCCUGUGUUCACAUUCACUGAAGCAUCUGAUCAUGAUGAAAAGAGUCUCACAUGGUCAAACGAGUCUCCUUCUAUUAUUGCCAGUUGUUCUGGAUUCUUAAGGAAUCAUUAACAAGUAGUAAAAUAAUAGCCACUCUUAAUCAGCUGGGUGUUCUGUGAUUGUACACGAACAUAUCCUCUACCCUUGUGAUCUCUGAGAAGGGGAUUUUUAAAGUACUGUUUCAGCCAAAUGAAGUCAUUUCUAAUGAACGAACAUGUAAAAAUAUCUUUUUAUGUGUUUCCUAGUUUGGAGACUCAACUUUCUUAGAGAAAAUCCCAUUAUUGAUAUGCAGGAAAUAUCUUAGAUUUUUUCUAAGUGGCUAUAUAAUGUACAAAUGAAUGUUUCUACAUAUGGAAACAAUUCAAACAAGUUACAAAUCUACACUUCUCCACAAAAUGUACAUGUUUAUUCACAUGCAUGCUAUUUAUUCUGUCAACCAAAGGGCCUAAUUGGUGUAGUCUUUGAAAUUUUUUUUGGUAUGAAUGUGUGAUUUGCUUGCUCUCUAAAGUAUUCAGAUCAAAUUUUAUCUGUGAGCACAAAUGGAAACUCAAACUCUGAUUGUCCCUCUGGGCUACACCCGGAGUGUCCUGGAAUGCGAAUCUCUCAUUCUAUCUGUGAUCUUUGCAUGAUGUUCCCAAAACAUUUACAAUUCUUUUGCAUGAGCCUAGAGGAGGAUCACUGACAUUUAAGGACUUAGAAGAGAUUUUUGUUAUUCUGGGACUAAUCUCUGAUAAUAGAUUGUGAGUUUGUAUUCCAGUGUUAUGUAGUCCCUCUGGAUGUGGUUUGUUUGGAUGGGUGGAAUGGAAGCUACAUUCUUUUCUGGGGUGACUUCAGUACUCAGCCUGAUCUACAUAGGCUCCUUACAUCGCAAUGUGAGGAAACACAUUUGACGGCACCUGUGAAGACUGAGAUUGCGUCAGAAGUCUGAGCAAAAGAUACCUCUGCAAAAUAUAUCUGAUUUGGAGCCCUAUACUUGCUUGACCAGACACUUCAGAAUGACAGGAGCACCCACUCAAGCACAUCAGGAGGUUUAGUGCAAAGACUGAUGCAGAAAUGGAAUUAGUGAAAAUCAAACAUUUUGUUGGUUGCAAGGACCCACAGGCAUCUACGUCAAUCUUUGUAAAGAAGUGCCAUCUACAGCCUAUCUUAGGCAAACUCUUCCCUGAUAAUUAAGGCUAUGUACUCAACCAACCGAGGGACAGUAGGUGGAUUCUUCCUGGCUGGACGAAGCAUGGUUUGGUGGCCGAUUGGUGCUUCCCUGUUUGCCAGUAACAUUGGCAGCGGACAUUUUGUGGGAAUAGCAGGAACAGCAGCAAGUGGAGGAAUUGCCAUCGGAGGGUACGAAUGGAAUGCUCUGAUAUUCGUGGUUGUUCUAGGAUGGCUGUUUGUACCCAUCUACAUCAAAGCUGGGGUGGUGACAAUGCCAGAGUAUCUGAAGAAGCGUUAUGGUGGGAAACGGAUUCAGAUCUACCUGUCAGUCCUUUCUCUAUUCCUGUAUAUCUUCACAAAGGUCUCAGCAGACAUAUUCUCUGGAGCUAUAUUUAUACAGCUGGCCAUAGGGCUGAAUCUUUAUUUGGCCAUAAUUAUCCUGCUUGCUUUUACUGCUCUUUACACCAUCACAGGUGGCCUCGCAGCUGUGAUUUACACAGACACCUUACAAACGUUUAUCAUGGUAGUGGGAUCCUUCAUUCUCAUGGGAUUUGCAUUUGCUGAAGUAGGAGGAUAUGAUGCUUUCAUGCGGAAGUAUAUGGAAGCAAUUCCAUCCAAUAUAUCCUAUGGGAACACUACAAUUGAUCCAAGUUGCUACAACCCUCGGCAGGAUGCCUUUCACAUCUUCCGAGAUCCCAUCACUGGAGAUCUGCCGUGGCCAGGGGUCAUCUUUGGUCUGAGCAUCAUUGCUAUGUGGUACUGGUGCACGGAUCAGGUUAUUGUCCAAAGAUGUCUCUCUGGCAAGAACAUGUCCCAUGUGAAGGCUGGUUGUAUCAUGUGUGGAUACCUGAAGCUCUUGCCCAUGUUUAUUAUAGUGAUGCCUGGAAUGAUCAGCCGAAUUUUGUAUACAGAUGUGGUGGCUUGUGUUGUGCCUGAACUCUGCCAGCAGUACUGUGGCACCUCAGUUGGCUGUACAAACAUUGCUUACCCAAAAAUGGUAGUGGAGCUUAUGCCAAAUGGUCUGCGGGGUCUGAUGUUGUCCGUCAUGUUGGCCUCCCUCAUGAGCUCCCUGACUUCCAUUUUCAACAGUGCUAGUACUUUGUUCACUAUGGACAUUUACACCAAAAUUCGAAAACGACCAUCUGAGAAAGAGCUUAUGUUGGCUGGAAGGGCAUUUAUGGUACUUUUAAUUGGCGUCAGCAUUGCCUGGGUUCCUGUGGUGCAGUCAGCUCAAAGUGGGCAGCUCUUCGAUUAUAUUCAGUCUGUUACCAGCUACCUGGGACCUCCCAUUGCUUCUGUUUUCGUGCUUGGCAUCUUCUGCAAGCGGGUCAAUGAGCAGGGUGCCUUCUGGGGCCUGAUCGUUGGGCUGCUGGCUGGGCUCGGUAGAAUGAUUUCGGAGUUUGCCUACGGAACCGGCAGCUGCGUGACCCCUUCCAACUGCCCCUUCAUCAUCUGCGGGAUUCACUACCUUUACUUUGCAAUUAUUCUUUUUGGGGUUUCUGCCAUCGUCAUGCUGGCCGUCUCCUUCAUGACUAAGCCCAUUCCUGAUAUCCACCUUUACCGGUUGUGCUGGUCUUUGCGGAACAGCAAAGAAGAACGUAUUGAUCUUGAUGCAGAUGAGGACAAAGCUGAUGAAAAAGAGGAGGAAUCAGUUUACGAGGAAAGUGAAGAAGAACAAGGAUGCUUAAAGAAAGCAUACAACUGGUUCUGUGGCUUAGAACAAAAAGGACCCAAACUCAGCAAGGAGGAAGAGGAAGCACUGAAGAGGAAACUGACUGACACAAGCGAAGUGCCGCUUUGGAGAAACGUUGUGAAUAUCAACGGCAUCAUCCUAUUGACUGUGGCUGUUUUUUGCCAUGCCUUCUUCGCAUAAGCCUCUGAUUACAGCUCUGAAAUUGUACUGUAUCAUCAAGCAAAACCGAUGACUUGUAGAUUUACAGAGUUAGAUACACUUCAUAUUUUCAUUGUCAACGUUUGUAAAAGAUCAGGAUGAUUUACUCGCUGAUUUUGUGAUCAUAAUUUCAACAAUGUAAAGAUUAAGGCCACUGGGAUUUCAAGAGGGAGAAUGUCUGUUUAGACACUGAAUCAGUCCAGGGCUAAUUGAGGUUCAGAAUUUCCAUCCAAUACUCUCUCUACUCGCAAUACAUUUCGUGUUUUAGGUGCGGAACAAGGCUGCAUGAGCCAGAUUUCAUAUCAGGGUUUGUGAACUAACUUUCAGGGUUGAUGACUCCAGUCUGAUUUUCAACCCUUCUUCUUAUCAUCAUCCAAGUUUCUUUUCCUUUUGGCUAUGACAAUUUGAUUACAAAAACCCCACAACAACUCGGGGACCGUAUUACGAAUUCAAAUUAUAAAAUCACUUUUGUUCCCUCCAAGCAUGGGAUACCUUAAGGAUUUAUGUAUAUAUCGAUGUAUUUGAUACUAUAUCUAACUUUCCAUUAUCACUUUUCCCGCCUUUUUCUCACUUUUCCUUGGGUUGUGUUCCUCAGUAAUCAGUGGAACACCAACCAUCUAAAUUGAUCACAUUUUGAAAUCGGGGAGAACGUGUUUUGAUGAUCUUAAUAAGAAUUCUGCUGGUAAUACACUCUCUGUUUAAGGUUAGCUUCAAAAGGUCCUCUUGUCUUUAUAUUUUAAUAUGUAACUAUACUUGAAUGUGAAGCUUUUUUUUAUACAAAGUACAUAUAAUAUAUAUACACAUACAAUACAUUUUAUAUAUAUGCACUAUAUAUAUUAUAUAUAUUUGAAAUAUACGUGUGUGUAUAUAUUUCUUACUGAUCUUUUCCCAUCUUGGUGUGUCAAAGUUAAUCUCUACCCACAAUUAUUAGAGCCUCUUUAUCACGGUGUUGGUGUUGAUGUCCUGCCUCUUUUGAUGGACUGUGCUACAAAACAAUCCAUGUGCAUGGUGAAAAGUCCAAAGCAUCAGAAUGCUGGGUUUGCAUUUUUCUUUCAAGUUCAUUUGAGGGUUUUAUGCUGCUUUUCUGCAAAGCUAUAAAUCUUCUGAAGAUUUCAUUGAGAAACAGAGUUCAUGCUGUAUGGCAGUAGGAGUUAACAGCUCACAAAGGAGAAUAGUCGCAGCUGUGGGAUAUCAGCUAAACCAGUCAGCUUGUCUCUGCUUGGUAAGUUGGAUACCAGCUGGAGAUAUGGGAAAAGAUAGAUUUAAAACUUCAAAGCAAAAUGUGAUAGAUCUUAUCAUCUAAUUCAGCUUCUUGGGGAAUGAGGUGUACAAAGCAGACCCCAGCUGCGGUAGUCGCUCACCUCUCAGGGGACGCUGCCCUGUCCCAGAGCGUUCCCGUGCGGUUGUGCAGCAGGACGCGCCGCCCGGGCAGUGAGUGCAGCCCUGUGUGUGCCCAGGUGUGCUCAGCACGCUGCUGCUGCCUCUGCAGCCUCCAGCAGCCUCUCUCCAUCUCCUGACAGCGUCUCGUCUUCGUUCGGAUCUGACCCAAAAUGCUCUGGAUUCCAGUAGAAUUGCUGCUUUUCAGUGUAAUCCCUGCAGUGUACCAAAAGGUUUUGCCGAGGCCAGAUCAAAUCAAUACUAUAUAAAUACCAGUGCAAACUGUUUGCUUACAGUUAAUACAGUGAUUGUUUUAAAGACCAUGGAGUUAAUGAUAUUUAGUCGACUAUGAAGACUUGUGUGUAUUAAAGUAUUUGUAUAUUUUGAAGUA